Molecule: messenger RNA, 3719 nt
Organism: Hemibagrus wyckioides
Lineage: Eukaryota; Metazoa; Chordata; Actinopteri; Siluriformes; Bagridae
Gene: esrp1
Product: epithelial splicing regulatory protein 1
Exons: 15
Coding region: 197-2347 (716 amino acids)
Cellular component (GO): ribonucleoprotein complex
Molecular function (GO): RNA binding
Source: RefSeq, a predicted model, not a curated record
AUCGCAAGGCCACGGAGACAUAAAGGAACUCGGCGCACUGCUUACCUGUUCAUAGGUGUGGGGGUGACUGGGGGGCCCUUACUUCACUGUCACCUGGGGAUUUCUUUGGUAUCAGGGUAUCGGGUUGUUCGCUUUGCUUUAUUUCUUUAUCUCUAUCUUUUAUUUUUUUUUUUUUUAAAGUUAAUUUCUGUAAAAAAUGACGCUCAAUCCUGAACACCUGGUGCUGCUAUUCACCACGACGUCUGGCGCGAGCGGAGAGCUGUUAGGUUCAGACGAGAAGGAAAUCGUUCAGCUUGUGUGGCAGGUCUUGGAUUUAGGCACUAAAAAGACUGGUGCAGUGAAUGAAGUGCUGGUGAAGCCGGAGAGUGUGGAAGUGACGGAGGAGUGUAGAGAAGUGAGCGGCCUGAGUGAGGAGGCCCUCUCAGCUGCUGCGCCUCUGGAACAAGCUCUCAAUCAGUUUAACCAAAGGUUGCACUCAGAAAUAAGCACAAGUUCAGGGAAUUCCUUCUGCCUCUGCACCGAUGGUCAGCUUCAUCUGCGUCAGGUUCUGCAUCCAGAGGCGUCCAGCAAGAACAUCCCACUACCUGAAUGUUUUUAUUCGUUUUUUGACCUGCGGAAAGAGUUCAAGAAGCAUUUUCCAUCUGCGGCUGAUCUGAAGGACUUGGAUCUUAAUUUUAUGGCCGAUUACCUGAAUGUGAAGGUGGAUUCUGUCAAUAACUUUACAGCACUCAAGGUUCAUCAGAUGUCCGGCAUUGCUCUAGCACUCGUCUCUGAGCCAGGCCGUCAAGCGUUCUCGUGCCCUGAGAAAGUGAAUGAGAAGUUUGAAACUGGAACCUGCAGUAAGAUGGAGCGGAUAGAUGACAAUACUGUGAUCAGGGCUCGAGGUCUUCCCUGGCAAUCCUCAGACCAGGACGUUGCACGUUUCUUCAGGGGUCUCAACAUUGCCAAAGGGGGUGCUGCUCUGUGUCUGAACGCUCAGGGCAGAAGGAAUGGUGAGGCACUUGUUCGCUUUGUGAGUGAAGAACACCGGGACCUGGCACUGCAGAGACAUAAACACCACAUGGGCUCAAGAUACAUCGAGGUUUAUAAAGCGACUGGUGAAGACUUCUUAAAGAUAGCAGGAGGCACUUCUAAUGAAGUUGCAAAGUUCUUGUCACGGGAGAACCAGGUGAUCGUGCGCAUGCGGGGGUUACCGUUUACUGCCACAGCCGAGCAGGUCCUGCAGUUCUUCUCUCCAUCAUGCCCAGUGACGGAUGGUACAGAGGGUAUACUAUUUGUACGCUUCCCUGAUGGCAGGCCCACUGGGGACGCCUUUGUCUUGUUCUCCUGUGAAGAAUACGCAGAGAACGCACUGAAGAAGCACAAGGAACUCCUGGGCAAGAGGUACAUCGAGCUGUUUAAGAGCACAGCGGCAGAGGUGCAACAGGUUUUGAACAGAUAUUCUUCAGCUCCGCUAAUUCCAGUGGCCCCCUCACCUAUCCUGCCCAUAGUGGCCCAGCCUGCAUUUGUACCAUCACCAGUUGCUGCCAUAACUGGAAUGAGGGACUGUCUAAGACUGAGAGGUCUGCCAUAUGAUGCUACUGUUCAAGACAUCCUGCUGUUCCUAGGCGAAUACACAGCUGAUAUUAAACCACAUGGAGUACACAUGGUACUCAAUCAGCAGGGCCGUCCAUCAGGUGAUGCGUUCAUCCAAAUGCGGUCGGCGGAAAGGGCGCAUGCUGCAGCUCAGCGCUGCCACAAGCGCAGCAUGAAGGAACGCUAUGUCGAGGUAUUCGCCUGCUCAGCACAGGAGAUGAACGUGGUGCUGAUGGGUGGCUCACUUUCACGGAGCGGUCUUUCGCCGCCACCAUGUAAGUUACGACGUCUCUGUCCUACAUCUUACUCUUUUCCUCCUGCGGGUGCUGUACUUCCUGCUGGACCAAUGCUUCCUGCAGGGGCAGUUCUUCCCGUGGAGGCAGCGGCUCUCUACCCUUCCCAGUUCCUGUUGAGUCCACGCCCAAUAGCCCCAACCACAUUCUACCAAGCUAACAACCAGAUGUAUGUAAACUACACUUCCUACUAUCCAAGCCCCCCAGGCUCUCCACCCAAUAUGGGCUACUACCCGGCAAGUACACACACACCUGGCUCUAUCCUCUCCAGCCCACAUGCAGCACUGAUCAGGAUGCAGGGCCACUCCUCCACUCAUACCUACACCACCGGAGUAAAGGAAAUCCUCAGCAUGGUGCAGGCUUAUCAGCCCAGCAACAGUGAAGCCUUGGUGACUCUGCCCCCCCUGCUCUCUGCCAAACAACCUAUUGCAGAUCAGAGUCUCGGAGGUGGAGCCUAUCUGGACUUGCAGUUGAUGUAGCCAGUGCCAGUCAUGAAGCCGCAUCCCCUUUAUUGUCAAAAUUUGGCCCUCGGCAACAUAGCAUGUUUUGUCAUUCUAGCUAUUUAUGUGAACUUAAAAAGAAAGAUUAUAUAUGAUUUUUUUUGUAUAUAUUGCACAAUGCAUUCGUAUAUGAGUUCAGUAAUUCUGCAGUAGUCAGAGAUAUUUGUUUUUUGAGUGUGUGUGUGUCUGUGUUAGAAUGAAUAAUCGCUCAGGAAAAAGCUGAACCAGAAUGAGCAUAUUUUUUGCAUUGAAUCAAACUUUCUAUUAAUCAUUAGCCAAAUUGUUAAGAAAGAAAAAAAAAAUGCAUAUAUUUCUGUAGAGUGUGUGUGUGUGUGUGUGUGGCCCUGUCGUUACAGUCUUCACACACGCUGAUGUGAAUGUUUGUGCCUUUAUCCCAGCCGAUGUGACUCUACAGUUUGUAUGUGGUAAUGCAUAUAGAUGUCCUCAAUCUGGACUCUGCUUUUGCUUUUUUGUGUUUUUGUUUGUUCGGACGCUUCCACAAUGAAGUUCAAAGAGCUACGUAACAUGAAAUGUUUACAAGGUAUGCCACGCGCUUAUGCGUGGCAGCGUGCAGGAGGUUUGGAGCACAAGUGUCGUCGCUCGCAGAAGUUUGCUUUAAUCUUUAAUCAUUUCGCCAAAAAAAAAAAAAAAAAUGUUCAGGGUCAAACCACAACAGGAACAACCAGUACUUACUGUACUCUAUGUGUGUGUGUGUGUGUAUUGUGCCUCAUAAUUAAAAUACACAAGUGUCAUUAACGGUUAACCAUUUGCGCUUGUACCAUUUAGUUUUAAUUGAUGUAAAUCUAUUGAUGUUUGUGUGUGUGUGUGUGUGUGUGUGAGUGGAUGCAAUAAUCAGUGUGUGUACUUACUGUGCUCAAUGAGUGUUUUGGGCCUACUGGAACAGACAUACACACACAUGUAUUUCAGAUUAUCGAGUUUGUUAGUGCAUGUAAUGUGAUUUGAAUUACAAGCCUGUUUCAAUGCACAGGCUUAUUUUUUUGUUUUUGUUUUUAAUGGCCAUGAUUCUCUCAGCUUAUACUUAUAUAUAUAUAUAUUUUUUUUUUAGUCAAAGAAUUUUUUAGUCUUUUAUAAAAAAAACAAACAACGUAGGAUUGAAAAUAUGUUUUAAGAUGAUGCAACCUUUCAAUUCCAUCGAGUUCCUUCCCCAAAGUGCCAACAGGAAGUAGUACAGAAAAGCACUACUCAAUCAUGCCAGGAAAAAUCUCAAAAUAUGCCAUAUCAGAUGUCAGAUAUUUGUUUGGCUGCAAUAUUAUGGAGAAAGUGUUAUUUUAUUUUGGUAUUUUAUGUUAACUUAAAAGGAAAAAAAAAAAUAAAGAAAAAGUUAACAGCU